Messenger RNA from Corylus avellana, 1434 nucleotides. It is a transcript of the gene MYB54, whose product is annotated as myb domain protein 54. Gene Ontology annotation, biological process: regulation of DNA-templated transcription. The record is from RefSeq and is a predicted model, not a curated record. Gene Ontology annotation, molecular function: DNA-binding transcription factor activity, RNA polymerase II-specific; RNA polymerase II cis-regulatory region sequence-specific DNA binding. Gene Ontology annotation, cellular component: nucleus. Lineage: Eukaryota; Viridiplantae; Streptophyta; Magnoliopsida; Fagales; Betulaceae.
UCUGUCCAAACCCUCCAACUCUCUAACGGAAAAGCACACUUUCUCAUCAUCUCCCCCACCAUAUAUUCUCUUCCAACCCUUUCUUUCUCUUUGUCUUCAUUGCUUGAUUCUUCUUUCUCUCUCUGCUUAUUUUUGUGCAUCGGAAAGAAGAACGGGCGAGGGAAGAGGAUUAAGCUCGAUCGUGCUUGAGUAGUUAGCUAGAGAAGAUGGUUAGAGCUGAUCAAGGGCUACGGCUGCAAUAAGGUCAAUAGGGUCGGGAUCGAUUCUGGCCGGCAGGGUUCGGAUCUUUGGUAUUAUUCUUUUAAAGGGUAUUUAUUCUUUUUGUUAUUAGAGAAGAUAAGAUGUGCACCAGAGGCCACUGGAGGCCUGCUGAAGAUGAGAAGCUCAGGGAGUUGGUGGAACGCUAUGGACCUCAUAACUGGAACGCUAUAGCUGAAAAGCUACAAGGAAGAUCAGGGAAGAGCUGUAGGUUGAGAUGGUUCAAUCAGUUGGAUCCAAGGAUCAAUAGAAACCCUUUUACAGAAGAGGAAGAAGAGCGGCUUUUGGCUUCUCACCGGAUCCAUGGGAAUAGAUGGGCUGUAAUAGCAAGGCUUUUCCCUGGUCGAACUGAUAAUGCAGUGAAGAACCAUUGGCAUGUCAUCAUGGCACGCAGAUGCAGAGAAAGAUCUAAGCUUUAUGCCAAAAGAGCUGCUCAGACAUUAAUGAAUGAGCAAAAAUCUUCUUCCUGCUUAAAACAAGACAUCCAGAUCAACUGUGAGACAAGAAACCUUGCUCCCUUUGUUGAGAAAUACCGUGAAAGAUUUCAUGCAUACCCUUUCACUAAUUAUAACUCUCCCCAAUUCCCCAAAGAGUGGUUCUCUCAAGAUCUAAGCCCUUGUAUCACUAUGCUCGAAGAGAAGAAGCAGCCUGUCGAGUUUUAUGAUUUUCUCCAAGUAAAUACAGAGUCUAACGGUAGCGAGGUGAUAGAUAAUACGAGAAGAGAAGACGAGGAGGUGAACCAGGAAGCGAGGGAACAGCAGAACAAGGCUGGUGUUCCAUUCAUAGAUUUCUUAUCUGGUACUAGUGGAAGUUCUUGAUUAGUAAUACGUACGUACGGUUGUGGUGUCUGAGUGAUGAAAGAUCGAUCGAUGACACAUACUGUAAAAAAAGAAGAAGAAAAAAAAUGAUCACUUGCAUAUACGUACGUAUUAAGCCUAACUAAUUACUACCUGAUUACCUAGAUGCAUGUUGCUACUGCAUUGACAGACAGACUAUAUUUAAGGAGACAUGUAGGGAUAUUAUAUAUCUAUAUAUAUAUAUAUACUCGGAAGAGCUGAGGUUGUUUGUGAAAUUAAUGUUGGUACGUAUAAGACAUACUGCAGGAAAGUUCUUUGAUUCUCUUGAAGUGGAUUUGAAUCUUAAGGGGAUAGUAUAUAUUAUAUAUCCAUAUUUAUU